GACCCGACCCUCCGGUUCUGCCUCCCUCGGAACGGAAGGCACAGACCGGAGGCGAGCGGGAGGGGAGGAGAAGCGACAAGGCGCCACCUCUCCCCACCCCUUGUCGUGUGGGAACGCCACGCCGCGACGGGAGAGAGGGGAAGCCCAGCCAGCGCACGCAACGGGCAAUCGCACGCGCGCGCGCGCGUCGCCGUACGGCGGCGGCUCGACCGCUUGCUGCCUCGCCAAUCAUCACCGGCGUCAGGCAGACGGACAGGCAGAGCGGGAGGGAGAAGCUGACGCGGCUGUAAAUCCACCCGCCUCCACCUCCUGAGCGUCGUCAUCCACCUCCUCCCGCGUGCCACCGAAAGCCAAGCCAUGACCAUGGCUCGCGUGGCCGCCGCCGGCCGCUAGAGACUUCCUCCGUGGCGCCGCCGCUUCGUCCCCUUCCCUCGAUCCGCCUGCAGCCGCUGGCGGCGAGCGGCGCCCACCCGGGGCGGUACGCGGACGCGAUCCCCGCCGCAGCGGCGGCGGCCGGCGCGGAGGCCAUGGAGAUCUACGGCCGCCAGCGCCACCAGAUGGCGGCGGCCGGGGUGUGGGGGGACCCGUUCCGGCCCGACGGCGACGCGCUGGCCGCCGCCGCUCCGGUGACCGCGGCGGCGGCGCCGGUGGACGUCGACGUCGAAGCAGAGGUCAAGUUCGGCACCCGCCUGGCGCAGGACGACGUCGUCCCGGUGGAGGAAGCGCCGCCGUCGUCGGAUAGCUUCGGGCACGGUGACGCCAGGCCUAGAGACAAGAUUCAGAGGCGGCUGGCGCAGAACAGGGAGGCUGCUCGGAAGAGCCGGCUACGGAAGAAGGCCUACAUCCAGAAUCUCGAGACGAGCCGGAUGAAGCUGGCGCAGCUGGAGCAGGAGCUCAUCAUGGCCAGGCGCCAGCAGGUAAGGCCACCUCGAGCUCCCAGCGAUUCAGGAGAGCAGGCAAAGCGUACUGAUCGGCAAUGGAGUAAAGAUUCAGGUGAGAUGGCCCGACCGCGGCUGCCAUUGCUGAUGAGCUCCGAUCCGCCGCUGCAGGGCGCGCACGCCGCCGGCGGGGUACUAGCGCCGCCCGUGGUGGACCCGCGCGUGUCGGCGUUCGAGAUGGAGUACGCGCGGUGGGUGGAGGACCAGGAGAAGCAGGCCGCCGAGCUGCUGGCGGCGCUGCAGCCGGGCGCGCCGGAGUUCCAGCUGCGCUUCCUCGUCGACGCCGCGCUGGCGCACUACGGCGCGCUGUUCGAGGCCAGGGCGCGGGCGGCCCGCGCCGACGCCUUCUUCGUGCUCUCCGGCGUGUGGCGCGCCCCCGCCGAGCGCUUCUUCCUCUGGAUCGGCGGGUUCCGCCCCUCCGAGCUGCUCAAGGUCCUGGCGCCGCGGCUGGACCCGCUGGCGGAGCAACAGGCCUCGGCGGUGCGCGCGCUGCAGAACACGGCGCGGCAGCUGGAGGACGCGCUGUCGCAGGGCAUGAGCAAGCUGCAGCAGACGCUCGUCGAAGCCCUCAUGACCGUCGACGCGCCGGACGAUGCCGCCGGUGCCGGCGGAGGAGGGCACGCCGCGCGGCAGAUGACCAGCGCCGUGGGCAAGCUCGACGACCUCGUCAGCUUCGUGGACCAGGCGGACCACCUCCGGCAGCAGACGCUGCGGAACAUGAGCAAGAUCCUGACGGUGCCGCAGGCGGCGCGGGGGCUCCUGGCGCUCGCCGACUACUCCCAGCGGCUGCGCGCGCUCAGCUCGCUCUGGGCGGCGCGCCCGCGGGAGCCGGCGUAACGCCCGGCGAGCGGCGAGUGGCUCAACGGGGAAGAGGAAGCGGCGUUGGCAAGGGCACGUGCGCGCGUGGUUGGCUUGGCUGGCGACCGGACCGGCCGGCGGAGGAAGAGGACAAGACGGGCGGCGUCAAGUGGCUCGGCUCGUCCAGCUCGGCAUCUGGUACGGGCAAGGCAAGCGAUGUGUUUGCUCUGAAGGGUUCGAAAAAAAUGUGUUUGCCCCGAAUGAAAUCUGAAUCUUCUGAUGGUUACAGUACAGCAGUAGGAUUUGGUCGGCAGAUCAAGGAAUUUACAAGUGUACAUAGUGUAUACAUCCAUGUUUGGAACUUUGGCUAUUAGCCACAGAGUAUUUCUUAUUCGGUUGCUGUUUGUCUCUCUCAACUUGUAACUAGUGUCAUUUGUACGGAGGUCAUGUGAAAAUAUUGAUGAACAAUCUAAUCUUAGGCUCUUAGUAGAUGAUAACUGAAAUUUUGA
Panicum virgatum (switchgrass) is the source of this 2245-nucleotide messenger RNA. Its product is annotated as transcription factor TGA2.3-like. Lineage: Eukaryota; Viridiplantae; Streptophyta; Magnoliopsida; Poales; Poaceae. Gene Ontology annotation, biological process: regulation of DNA-templated transcription; DNA-templated transcription. The record is from RefSeq and is a predicted model, not a curated record. The transcript has 5 exons. Gene Ontology annotation, molecular function: sequence-specific DNA binding; DNA-binding transcription factor activity. The coding region runs from base 528 to 1775 and encodes 415 amino acids.